AUGAUCGUACGCCGCCGUCCCUCGGCAGUCGACAUGGCGCUGAACGAGGAGCGAUCCCGCUGUGACGAAGAUGCGAUCGAACGUGCGGGUUUGGAUCUCAUGGAACCCCGCCCCGUGGAUAUGAAGGGCGAUGUACCCGCUUUCCAUGCGUUGGGUCCGACGUCGCGGCCGCGCAGUAUUGGCGCUGAGAGUCGUGAGAGUCGAGAGAGUCGGGAGGUGCCUGUUCAGCAGCCGCGGUUUGUCAUGGGUGGGAUUUUUGAGGUGAUGGAGGGGCGUGCAUAA
Messenger RNA from Penicillium maclennaniae, 282 nucleotides. RefSeq lists its product as uncharacterized. The coding region runs from base 1 to 282 and encodes 93 amino acids. The transcript has a single exon. NCBI's taxonomy places the organism in Eukaryota, Fungi, Ascomycota, Eurotiomycetes, Eurotiales, Aspergillaceae. The record is from RefSeq and is a predicted model, not a curated record.